CAUAUCAGAUGGAAGCAAAGCAACUUCAUCAUACCCCCGCAGAUUCUGCCAUGUGGCUUCUCUCUCUCUCUCUCUCUCUCUCUCUCUCUAACUUAUUGAAACCAAACCAGACAAGAGCGUUUCAAUGUCAUUGCUGUGAUUCUCUUUAAGUCCGUCCAGACACAACUCCCAAUUCUUCUUCUUCUCUUCCUGUUGUCUUUUUUUUUAAAAAAAAUUUUAAUCUUUGAAACCGGAAAAAAAAAAAGAAGAAGAAGGAAGAGUAUGGGAGGCUGUACUUCUAAGCCCUCCUCCUCCGUCAAACCUAAUCCUUACGCACCCAAAGACCUUGUUCUUCAAAAUGACGAUUCUACCCCUGCCCGUCCCGGCAAAUCCCCUGUUCGUUCCUCUCCCGCCGUAAAGGUCUCUCCUUUUUUCCCUUUCUACACGCCUAGUCCCGCCCGGCACCGCCGUAACAAGAGCCGCGACGGCGGAGGUNGAAAGACGUGGCAAAAGGCAAAACUAAUUUCAACCAAUCCACUUCAUUCAUACCCCCGCAGAUUCUGCCAUGUGGCUUCUCUCUCUUCUACAGCUCACUNACGGGAUGUUCUGCGGCGGAGGAAGGAGAAGAAGGAGGCUGCUCUGCCUACGGCGAGGCAUCAGAUGGAGGAGGAGGAGAGGGAGGAGGUUGGGCUGGACAAAAGAUUUGGUUUUUCCAAGGAGUUACAGAGUAGGAUUGAGCUAGGAGAAGAGAUUGGUCGAGGGCAUUUUGGUUACACUUGCUCUGCUAAGUUCAAGAAAGGAGAGCUCAAGGAUCAGGAAGUUGCUGUUAAAGUCAUCCCAAAAUCUAAGAUGACAUCUGCAAUAUCUAUAGAGGAUGUGAGAAGAGAAGUUAAAAUACUGCGGGCUUUAUCUGGACAUCAAAAUUUAGUACAAUUCUAUGAUGCAUUCGAGGACAAUGCCAACGUCUACAUCGUUAUGGAGUUAUGUGGAGGUGGUGAACUUCUUGACAGGAUACUAGCAAGGGGAGGUAAAUACACUGAAGAUGAUGCAAAAGCAGUGCUUAUACAGAUCCUUAACGUUGUAGCUUUCUGUCAUCUCCAAGGUGUUGUUCAUAGAGAUCUAAAGCCAGAGAACUUCUUGUACACUUCCAAGGAAGAAAACUCUCAGUUGAAAGUCAUAGAUUUUGGCUUAUCAGACUUUGUCAGACCAGAUGAAAGACUAAAUGAUAUAGUGGGAAGUGCAUAUUACGUAGCCCCUGAAGUUCUACAUAGAUCUUACACCACGGAAGCUGAUGUAUGGAGCAUAGGAGUAAUAGCAUACAUUCUCCUAUGUGGAAGCCGUCCUUUUUGGGCAAGAACUGAAUCAGGAAUUUUCAGGGCAGUUCUAAAAGCUGAUCCUAGUUUUGAUGAACCUCCUUGGCCUUCAUUAUCCUUUGAGGCUAAAGAUUUUGUUAAAAGAUUAUUGUACAAAGACCCUCGGAAAAGAAUGACAGCCUCUCAAGCUUUGAUGCAUCCUUGGAUCGCGGGUUAUAAGAAAAUAGAGAUCCCGUUUGAUAUUCUGAUCUUCAAGCAGAUGAAAGCAUACUUGAAAUCUUCUUCUUUGCGCAAAGCUGCUUUGAUGGCUCUAUCCAAGACAUUAAUUACCGAUGAACUUCUUUAUCUGAAAGCGCAGUUUGCACUCUUAGCACCCAAUAAAAAUAGCCUCAUUACUUUGGAUAAUAUCAGAUUGGCACUUGCUACAAAUGCAACAGAUGCAAUGAAGGAAUCACGGAUCCCGGUCUUUCUUGCGUUGUUAAAUGGACUUCAAUACAAAGGGAUGGAUUUCGAAGAGUUUUGUGCAGCUUCUAUUAGCGUUCAUCAGCAUGAGUCUCUUGAUUGUUGGGAGCAGAGCAUUCGUCAUGCUUAUGAGCUCUUUGAGAUGAAUGGAAACCGAGUUAUCGUCAUCGAAGAACUAGCUUCUGAACUUGGUGUUGGAUCAUCGAUGCCGGUCCAUACCAUUCUACAUGACUGGAUAAGACACACUGAUGGGAAGCUGAGCUUCUUGGGUUUUGUCAAACUGUUGCACGGUGUCUCAACUCGACAAGCAUUAGCAAAACCACGGUGAAAAAAGUAACUUGAUGUUAUAAUGGAUUCAAGAGAGGAAGAACAAACAACUUGCGGAUGGAUUUCAAGAACUUAACUGAUUCUUGGAGUGGAAUCGGACAUUGGAAUUGUUUUCAAGACCCCAUUCCUAUGUUUAUAGUGUUAAAAAAAGAAUGCAAAGUUCCAAACAUAGAAAAGAGUAUCAAAAAAAUCCAACAGGCCUGGAAAGUUGUAAUAAGACGAUAAUCCAGUAGUGAUGUACUUCCAAAUCACGGAAGACAGAGGUUAAGAACAUUCCUUUCUCUUUUUGUUUGA
This is a messenger RNA of Camelina sativa (false flax), 2375 nucleotides long. The record is from RefSeq and is a predicted model, not a curated record. Lineage: Eukaryota; Viridiplantae; Streptophyta; Magnoliopsida; Brassicales; Brassicaceae.